AUGGAGGAGGUAACUGAGGGCCGCAUCUGGAUCUUGGCCAAACAAGGCAUUCAAGUCCAAUCCGUGUCAGCAUCCAGGCAAUGUGUCUCGUGUCUGGUAACUAUCGACAAUAUCUCUCCUUUUAUGCUUUCAGUGGUCUAUGCCAGCUGCAACAAGGAUCAUAGGAAGGUCCUAUGGGAUGAAUUAAGGAGGAUCUCCUCCAUUGUGCCAGGUCCAUGGAUGGUAUGCGGGGAUUUUAACACAACGGUGCCUAUUGAAGAGAGGUUGGGGGGAGUCACCUCUUUCACGGAGGCGACGCGUGACUUCAUCGAAGCCAUCAAUGAUUCAUGUCUCAUUGAUGCUGUUUUUAACGGAUCCACGUUUACCUGGUGCAAUAACAGGUCUGGGAGGAGCCGUAGAUGGGCUAGGCUGUAUAGGAUGUUGCUCAAUGGCUCUUGGUUGAGUUCACUCCCGAUGUUCACUAUCAACCACCUCACUAGAUCCUGCUCGGACCACUCUCCGAUCCUCCUGAGGUUUAAGGAUAACAGUGCAAAUUUCCCUCAACCCUUCCGAUUCCAACGCAUAUGGACCACCCACGAUGAUUUCAAAAGAGUUGUCAGGGAAGCCUGGGAUGCUGAAGUGGUAGCCGCUCCAAUGUUUAAAGUUUUUAUCAAAAUGAAGCAUUUGAAAAGGAAGCUUAAAGAUUGGAAUAAGACAGUAUUUAGGGACGUUCACAACAAUGUGCAAAAUGCUGAGGACGAGAUAGCUAGAGCUGAAUCAAACCUUAUCCAUUCUAACUACACCGACAACUUGGAGAAACUGCAGAUUGCCCACGAAAAUCUCAAGCGGGCUCUCCUUCAACAAGAGUUAUUUUGGAAGCAAAAAUCUAGAAUUCGAUGGCUGCAAGAAGGGGAUCGGAACACCAAAUUCUUCCACAAGUCGGUAAUGGAGAAGCGCCAAAAGCAGGUGAUAGACAAAAUCAGAUCUCUAAUGGGGGAGAUCCUUGAAAAAUGCAAGGACAUUGGAAGGGAGGCUGAGGAUUACUUCAAGGAUCUCUUCUCAUCUCAGCAUAGGGCAGCAAAUGCAACUAUUUUAUCAUUUAUCCCAAUGGUUGUCACGGAACAAAUGAACUCGGAUCUGAUGAGGCCGGUUACGCUUGAAGAGGUGUGGCAGCGGCGUUUUCCAUCCCGAUCGAUAGUGCUCCUGGGCCGGAUGGGUUCGGUGGAGCUUUCUUCUCAUCUUGUUGGGACAUCGUCGGAAAUGAUGUUUUUGAAGUGA
Magnolia sinica is the source of this 1257-nucleotide messenger RNA. RefSeq lists its product as uncharacterized. The record is from RefSeq and is a predicted model, not a curated record. NCBI's taxonomy places the organism in Eukaryota, Viridiplantae, Streptophyta, Magnoliopsida, Magnoliales, Magnoliaceae. The transcript has a single exon. Bases 1 to 1257 code for a protein of 418 amino acids.